GAGGUCAGAGUUCAAGACCAGCCUGGCCAACAUGACAAAAUCCCAUCUCUACUAAAAUACAAAAAUUCGCUAGGUGUGGUGGCACGUGCCUGUAAUCCCAGCUACUCAGGAGGCUGAGGCAGGAGAAUUGCUUGAACCUGGGAGGCAGAGCUUGCAGUGAGCUGAGAUCGCACCACUGCACUCCAGCCUGGGUGACAGAGCAAGACUCCGUCUCAAAAAAAAAAAAAAAUGUCUAAGAAUAAUCACAGACCAUACUGACAUGUAAAUGCUCAAUGCUCACCCAGCCCUAAGCCAGUGGUCAAUGUGUCAAUGGAGGGACACUUGCCAAUGUUGGGACAUCUGUGGUUGUCACAACUUGGAGGUGCUCCAGGCAUGGAGUGGGUGGAGGCCAGGGAUGCUGCUCAGCACCCUGCCGUGCCCAGGAUGGCCCCGCUCUAGAGAAAGAUCCAGCCUCAAAUGCCCACAGUGCUUCCUUGGUGCCUGUCCUAUGAUCUAUCUCAUUUAACAGUUGAGAAAUUGAGAGGGAGAAUUUCAGAGAGGGAAAGCGAUUAGCUCAAGGUCACACAGCAAGGAUGAUAUAACCAAACUGAAUUCAAGCCCCUGUCGCCUGUCUGCUGGGUCGUUGCUCUUAAAUUCUGGCUCUGGAAGACCUCGGUUUUUUUGUUGUUGUUGUUUUUUAGUUUGUUUUUGUUGUUGUUGUUGUUUGUUUUGCAAUGGAGUCUCGCUGUGUCACCCAGGCUGGAAUGCGGUGACGCGAUCUCAGCUUACUACAACCUCUGCCUCCCGGGUUCAAUCGAUUCUCCUGCCUCACUUCCUGAGUAGCUGAGAGUAUAAGCACCCGCUACCACACCUGGCUAAUUUUUGCAUUUUUAGUAGAGACGAAGUUUCACUAUGUUGGCCAAGCUGUUCUCAAACUCCUGACCUCAGGUGAUCUGCCCGCCUCGGCCUCCCAAAGUGCUGGGAUUACAGGCGUGAGCCACUGCGCCUAGCCUCCAGGUCUCCUUCUAAAAUGCCAACUACCUGCAAGGGUCUUGGCUGUGCUCCCAGAGUCUCCAGGCCUGCGAAUGCUGCGUGGCAUCCAGUAGGCGCAUAAUAAAUACUUACUGCAUGAAGGAGCAUCUCCCCCAAGUGUUCAUCUGAUGCAUGUUUGUGGAGCACCUGCCGUGGGCCAGGCACUGGGGACGCUGCAGUGACAGAAAGGAACCCAAGGCCCCUCCUCUACCGGAGGAGCCGUGGGUCCCAGGAGUGGUGGAAAUUGAUGGAAAUGGCUAGAGAAUGUCAGAGCUGCUCCGGGACCAGCUAGCUCUUUCUGUGAGGAACGAGUCACAGUUUUAUUGUGCGCUUACUGUAUGCUAGGCACUGGUCGACUGAGUGCGGAGCAGGUAGUACCUUGGCAUCCUCCCAGUAACCCUCCACAGUAGGAACUAUUUAUUAUGAAACCCAUUUUACAGAGGAGGAAGGUGAAGUCCAAAAUAGGUAAGUCUGUUGGCCCAGUCAUAUAGGUAGGAAAGGCUGGGGCAGGGGCAGGGUGCUGGAUUCAAAUUCAGGUGUGUAGGAUUGCAGCUCCCCAUUGGCGAAUGAAUGAAUGAAUGAACGAAUGGCUGAUGAAUGAAUGAAUGGGUGAGCCAAUGAGUGAAUGAAUGAAUGAAUGGGCGUGCCAAUGAAUGAGCCAAUGAGUGUGGGAAUGAAUGAAUGAAUGGUGCGGGAAUGAACAAAUGAAUGAAUGGGUGGUGAGCAAAUGAAUGGGUGAGUGAACUAAUGAAUGGAUGAAUGGGUGAGCCAACAAAUGGAUGAACAAAUGAGUGAGUGAAUGAAUGCAGGAAUGAGUGAAUGCAGGAAGGAAUGGCGUGGGAAUGAAUCAAUGAAUGGGUCGUAUAAGAAUGAACGAAUGAACAAAUGGGUGAGGCCAAUGAAUGAAUGAAAGGGUGAGCAAACAAAUCGGUGAAAGAAUGAACGAGUGAAUGAACGAAUGAAUAAGUGAAUGAACGAAUGAAUAAGUGAAUGAACGAAUGAAUACGUGAAUGAACGAAUGGGUGAGCCUGUGAAUGAAUGAACGAAUGGGUGAACGAAUGAACGAGUGAAUGAAUGAAAGGGUGAGCGAAUAAACAAAUGGGUGAAGGAAUGAACGAGUGAGUGAACGAAUGAACAGGAGAAUGAAUGAAUGAACAAGUGAAUCCAUGAAUGGGUGAGUGAAUUAAUGCAUGAAAGGGUGAGCGAAUAAACAAAUGAGUGAAGGAAUGAACGAGUGGGUGAACGAAUGAACGAGUGAAUGAACAAAUGAAUAAGUGAAUGAACGAAUGGGUGAGUGAAUGAAUGAAUGAAUGGGCGGGCCGGUGAAUGAAUGAACGAAUGGGCGAACGAAUGAAUGAGUGAAUGAAUGAAAGUGUGAGUGGCGAGAGCCCUGCCGGCCGCGUGGCGGUGCGAGGCUGCGGACGUCGCGGGCCUGGAGGCACCUGCGCGCCCUUGGCCGACUGGGAGGAGGCGGAGAUGGACGCCCGCGGGUCCCCUGGAGAUGCAGCCGGCGGCCUGCGCUGGUGAGGGAGCCGGGCUCCCGGCGCCGCGUCCUCCUCAUCCUCCAGGCGACAAGCUGCGGCUCAGCCCCACUGACCUUGGCUCCUGCCCGCCCUGCGGCCCCUGCCCCAUCCCGAAGCCGGCAGCCAGAGGCAGGCGCCAGAGUCAAGACUGGGGCAAGAGUGACGAGAGGCUGCUACAAGCCGUGGAAAACAACGAUGCACCUCGGCUGGCCGCCCUCAUCGCCCGCAAGGGGCUGGUGCCCACGAAGCUAGACCCCGAGGGCAAGUCCGCGUUCCACCUGGCAGCCAUGCGGGGUGCGGCCAGCUGUCUGGAGGUGAUGAUAGCUCAUGGCACCAAUGUCAUGAGCACGGACGGAGCAGGUUACAAUGCCCUCCACCUGGCUGCCAAAUACGGGCACCCACAGUGCUUGAAGCAACUACUGCAGGCUUCCUGCGUGGUGGACGUCGUGGACAGCAGCGGGUGGACUGCCCUACACCAUGCAGCGGCUGGUGGCUGUCUCUCCUGCUCAGAGGUGCUCUGCUCCUUUAAGGCACAUCUAAACCCCCAAGAUCGGUCAGGCGCAACACCCCUCAUUAUAGCAGCUCAGAUGUGUCACACAGACCUGUGCCGUCUCCUACUGCAGCAAGGGGCUGCUGUGAAUGAUCAGGACCUGCAAGGCAGGACGGCCCUGAUGCUGGCCUGUGAGGGGGCCAGCCCCGAAACAGUGGAGGUCCUGCUGCAGGGCGGAGCCCAGCCGGGCAUCACCGAUGCGCUGGGGCAGGAUGCGGCUCACUAUGGCACCCUGGCGGGGGACAAACUCAUCCUGCACCUUCUGCAAGAGGCGGCCCAGCGCCCCUCCCCACCCAGCGUGGAGUUGGGGUUUCGCCACAUUGGCCAGGCUGGUCUCGAACUCCUGAACUCAGAGGAUGACUCAGGCGAGGCGUCAUCUCAGAACUCUAUGUCCAGCCAUGGAAAGCAGGGGGCCCCCAAGAAGCGGAAGGCGCCUCCACCUCCCGCCAGCAUCCCCAUGCCGGAUGAUCAAGAUGCCUAUGAGGAGAUCGUGAGGCUGCGGCAGGAGAGGGGCCGCCUCCUGCAGAAGAUCCGGGGCCUGGAACAGCACAAGGAACGGAGGCAGCAGGAGUCCCCGGAGGCCAGCUCCCUGCACAGCCUGGAGAGACAGGUGCAAGAGCUACAGCAGCUGCUGAUGGAGAGACAGGAGGAGAAGGAGAGCCUGGGACGGGAGGUGGAGAGUUUGCAGAGCCGGCUGUCCCUGCUGGAGAACGAGCGGGAGAAUACUAGCUAUGAUGUGACCACCCUGCAGGAUGAGGAGGGUGAGCUGCCUGACUUUCCAGGGGCCGAGGCGCUGCUGUCCAGGCAGCUCAGCCCGUCGGCCCAGGAACGCCUGGCCUCGCUGCAGGAACAGGUGGCUGUGCUCACCAGACAGAACCAGGAACUGAUGGAGAAGGUCCAGAUCCUGGAGAACUUUGAGAAGGACGAGACACAGAUGGAAGUGGAAGCUCCGGCAGAGGUCAUCCCUCUUGCCCUCUAUGACUCUCUCCGGGCCGAGUUUGACCAGCUGCGCAGGCAGCACGCUGAGGCCCUGCAGGCCCUGAGGCAGCAGGAGACACGAGAGGUCCCCAGAGAAGAGGAGGCAGCCUGUGGGGAGAGUGAGGGUGCUGGAGCCACGGCCACCAAAAAUGGGCCAACCCACAUGGAGGUAAAUAGCCCAGUGGCUCCAGAAACCAAAGUUAAUGGAGCCGAGACCAUAGAUGAGGAGGCUGCAGGAGAUGAAACCAUGGAAGCCAGGACUAUGGGAGCUAUGUCCAUGGGAGCCAAGGCCACGGGAGCUGAGGCCACGGGAGCUGAGGCCACAGGAGCCAAGGCCACAGAAACAAAACCCACAGGGGCUGAGGUCAGAGAAAUUGAGACCAUAGAAGAGGAAGCAAACAUGGAAACUAAGCCCACAGGAGCUCAGGCCACAGACACAGAGGCCACAGGAGUGGAGGCCAUGGGGGUGGAGGCCACAAAAACAAAAGCAGAGGAAGCAGAAAUGCAGCCCUAUGGAGUGGGUGCUGGGCAAGCAGAGCCCCCAGUCACAGGGACCACAAACAUGGAGGCCACGGGCUCUAGGGCCACAGGGGUGGAGGCCACAGGAGUCAGUGCCACAGGUGUGGAGAACCCAGGGGUAGAGGCCACGGUCCCGGGGAUCUCUGCUGGCCCUGUCUUACAUCCUGGUGCCGCAGAGGCCUCGGAAAAGCUUCAAGUAGAGCUGGAGACCAGGAUCCGUGGCUUGGAGGAGGCACUCCGGCAGCGGGAGCGGGAGGCAGCUGCGGAGCUGGAGGCGGCCCUGGGGAAGUGCGAGGCCGCGGAGGCCGAGGCGGGCCGGCUGCGAGAGCGUGUCCGCGAGGCCGAGGGCAGCGGGCCCAGUGGGGGCGGUGGCGGUGACACCACACAGCUGCGGGCGGCCCUGCAGCAGGCCCGGGAGGACCUCCGAGACCGAGACUCCCGCCUGCGGGAGCUGGAGGCGGCCUCGGCCUGCCUGGAUGAGGCUCGGGCCAGCCGGCUGCUGGCCGAGGAGGAGGCCCGGGGCCUGCGGGCCGAGCUGGCCCAGCGGGAGGAGGCGCGGCUGGAGCAGAGCCGGGAGCUGGAGGUUCUGCGGGAGCAGCUGGCCACGGCCAGGGCCACGGGGGAGCAGCAGCGCACGGCGGCCGCGGAACUGGGCCGGGCACGGGACGCCGCUGAGGCCCGAGUGGCUGAGCUGGCUGAGGCCUGCGAGGAGGCGCGGCAGGGCCUGGCCGAGCUGCGGGAGGCCUCCGAGGCCCUCCGCCAGUCCGUGGUGCCGGCCUCUGAGCACCGCCGGUUGCAGGAGGAGGCCCUGGAGCUGCGGGGCCGGGCGGCCAGUCUGGAGCAGGAGGUGGUGGCCACGGGCAAGGAGGCCGCCCGGCUGCGCGCAGAGCUGGAGCGGGAGCGUGUGUGCAGCGUGGCGCUCUCGGAGCACGAACGCAUCGUGGGCACCCUGCAGGCCAACGUGGCCCAGCUGGAGGGGCAGCUGGAGGAGCUGGGACGGCGGCAUGAGAAGACCAGCGCAGAGGUCUUCCAGGUGCAGCGUGAGGCCCUGUUCAUGAAGAGUGAGCGACAUGCAGCCGAGGCACAGCUGGCCACAGCAGAGCAGCAGCUACGGGGGCUACGGACCGAGGCGGAAAGGGCUCGCCAGGCCCAGAGCCGGGCCCAGGAGGCUCUGGACAAGGCCAAGGAGAAGGACAAGAAGAUCACAGAACUCUCCAAAGAAGUCUUCAAUCUUAAGGAGGCCUUGAAGGAGCAGCCGGCCACCCUGGCCACCCCUGAGGUGGAGGCCCUCCGUGACCAGGUGAAGGAUUUACAGCAGCAGCUGCAGGAAGCUGCCAGGGACCACUCCAGCGUGGUGGCUUUGUACAGAAGCCACCUCCUAUACGCCAUUCAGGGCCAGAUGGAUGAAGAUGUGCAGCGGAUUCUCAGCCAGAUUCUGCAGAUGCAGAGACUCCAGGCUCAGGGCCGCUGAGAAAGGCCAGGCCCAGUGGCUACACUUACCACACCCACGCAGGGACCUCACCCACCCUGCAGGCCCCUUGCAGACCGGCUUUACUUGGCCCCAUCCAGGCCCAUGCACUUGGAGACCAGCCUGGGUCCCUGCCCGACCAUCCCCAGCUGGCUGCAUCACCCCACCUGGUCUCUGCACACACACACUGGUCAGUCUGGACCCGGGGCAUGACUGCCCCUCCCCCACCACUGGAGAAUCUGUGAGUCCCUGUGUCCUCCACAUCCAGAUGCCAGCCCGGGAAUAAAGGCAUUCUGUGCACAGGA
Symphalangus syndactylus (siamang) is the source of this 6354-nucleotide messenger RNA. RefSeq names its product ankyrin repeat domain 24 (gene ANKRD24). Gene Ontology annotation, molecular function: actin binding. NCBI's taxonomy places the organism in Eukaryota, Metazoa, Chordata, Mammalia, Primates, Hylobatidae. The record is from RefSeq and is a predicted model, not a curated record.